Nannospalax galili (Upper Galilee mountains blind mole rat) is the source of this 5139-nucleotide messenger RNA. It is a transcript of the gene Zdhhc17, whose product is annotated as zinc finger DHHC-type containing 17. The transcript has 17 exons. The record is from RefSeq and is a predicted model, not a curated record. Bases 484 to 2382 code for a protein of 632 amino acids. Gene Ontology annotation, cellular component: Golgi membrane. Lineage: Eukaryota; Metazoa; Chordata; Mammalia; Rodentia; Spalacidae. Gene Ontology annotation, biological process: protein palmitoylation. Gene Ontology annotation, molecular function: protein binding; palmitoyltransferase activity.
AUCUCGGGACUCACGCCCUAGGCUCCCGAGAUGCUCCUCCCGGGCUCGCGAGGAGGGGGUCCCAGCUGCACAUUACGCAACUCCGGGGCUCGCUCUCGCACAGCCGCGAGGUUUCCUCGGUAAACCUACCCCUCGCAGUGUCGCCUUCUAGGGUGGCCGGAGCCGACCAUCAGCCCACGGCCAGGGACCCACCCCCGGGCCUCGGCGCCCACGCCCAAACCGGUCCGCUUCUCCGGCGCAGUGCAGCAGAGCGCGCUCCCGGCCAGGCCCGGGCUACACGCGCGCGCGCGCGUGUGUGUAUCCAGAGCCGCGCACGCGCGCUGGGACCCGCGCCCUCGGCGGCGGGAGGGGUCGAGGGGGCGUCCUGGGGGCUGGGGGAGGAGGAGGCGGCGGCCGCGUUGCCCUCCGCGGGGCUCGCGCUCACCCUCGCGCUCGCCCUCCGCCUCGCCGGAGCCCCGCGAGGUUGAAACGCUUUCUCCCGGCAUGCAGCGGGAGGAGGGAUUUAACACCAAGAUGGCGGACAGCCCGGAUGAGUACGAUACCGAAGCGGGCUGCGUGCCCCUUCUCCACCCCGAGGAGAUCAAACCACAAAGCCAUUAUAACCAUGGGUAUGGUGAACCUCUUGGACGGAAAACUCAUAUUGAUGAUUAUAGCACAUGGGACAUAGUCAAGGCUACACAGUAUGGAAUAUAUGAACGCUGCCGAGAAUUGGUAGAAGCAGGUUAUGAUGUACGGCAACCAGACAAAGAAAACGUUACCCUCCUCCAUUGGGCUGCCAUCAAUAACAGAAUAGAUUUAGUAAAAUACUAUAUAUCAAAAGGUGCUAUCGUGGAUCAGCUUGGAGGAGACCUGAAUUCAACUCCAUUGCAUUGGGCCACAAGACAAGGCCAUUUAUCCAUGGUCGUUCAACUAAUGAAAUAUGGUGCAGAUCCCUCAUUAAUUGAUGGGGAGGGAUGUAGCUGCAUCCAUCUGGCUGCUCAGUUUGGACAUACCUCGAUUGUUGCUUAUCUCAUAGCAAAAGGACAGGAUGUAGAUAUGAUGGAUCAGAAUGGAAUGACUCCUUUAAUGUGGGCAGCUUAUAGAACACAUAGUGUGGAUCCAACUAGAUUGCUUUUAACAUUCAAUGUUUCAGUUAACCUUGGUGACAAGUAUCACAAAAACACUGCUCUGCACUGGGCAGUACUAGCAGGGAAUACCACAGUCAUUAGUCUUCUUCUGGAAGCUGGAGCAAACGUCGAUGCCCAGAACAUCAAGGGUGAAUCAGCACUUGAUUUGGCAAAGCAAAGGAAAAAUGUGUGGAUGAUCAAUCACUUGCAAGAAGCAAGGCAAGCAAAAGGAUAUGACAAUCCAUCUUUCCUUCGAAAGCUAAAAGCUGAUAAGGAAUUUCGGCAGAAAGUAAUGCUUGGAACUCCUUUCCUAGUUAUUUGGCUGGUUGGGUUUAUCGCAGACCUGAAUAUUGAUUCUUGGCUCAUUAAAGGGCUAAUGUAUGGUGGCGUUUGGGCUACAGUACAGUUUCUUUCCAAGUCCUUUUUUGAUCAUUCAAUGCAUAGUGCGUUGCCCCUUGGGAUAUAUUUGGCAACUAAAUUCUGGAUGUAUGUGACAUGGUUCUUCUGGUUUUGGAAUGAUCUCAACUUUUUAUUUAUUCAUCUUCCCUUCCUUGCCAAUAGUGUUGCACUUUUCUACAAUUUUGGAAAAUCUUGGAAAUCAGAUCCAGGGAUUAUUAAAGCUACAGAAGAACAAAAGAAAAAGACUAUAGUUGAACUUGCAGAGACUGGAAGUCUGGACCUCAGUAUAUUCUGCAGUACCUGCUUGAUUCGGAAACCAGUGAGGUCCAAACAUUGUGGUGUGUGCAACCGCUGUAUAGCAAAAUUUGAUCAUCAUUGCCCAUGGGUGGGUAACUGUGUAGGUGCAGGCAACCAUAGAUACUUUAUGGGCUACCUAUUCUUCUUGCUUUUUAUGAUCUGCUGGAUGAUUUAUGGUUGUAUUUCUUACUGGGGCCUUCACUGUGAGACCACUUACACCAAGGAUGGAUUUUGGACCUAUAUUACUCAGAUUGCCACAUGUUCACCUUGGAUGUUUUGGAUGUUUCUGAACAGUGUAUUUCAUUUUAUGUGGGUAGCUGUGUUACUCAUGUGUCAGAUGUACCAGAUUUCGUGUUUAGGUAUUACCACAAAUGAAAGAAUGAAUGCCAGAAGAUAUAAGCACUUUAAAGUCACAACAACAUCUAUUGAAAGUCCAUUUAACCAUGGAUGUGUAAGAAAUAUUAUAGACUUCUUUGAAUUUCGAUGCUGUGGCCUCUUUCGUCCUGUUAUUGUGGACUGGACCAGGCAGUAUACUAUAGAAUAUGACCAAAUAUCAGGAUCUGGGUACCAGCUUGUGUAGCAGCGACUUUAUCCUCCGAAACAUUGCUGAGUGGUGCCUGAGGAUCGUGUCUGUCCCUGUCUCUCUCACUCGAAUCCAUAUCCUUGGAACAAAUAGCAUGCUAUAUGUAGGGCUAACAGUGAAUUUUACAGUCUUCUUUUUUUCUCUCCCAACACUUUUAUUAACAAAAGUAAACAUGGACAGAACACACUGCCACUUCUGGGAAGAAUAAAAAUCAUAAAAAGAAUUUUCACAGUUCUUAAUGUAGGAAUUCACAAUGUACUCAACUUUUUGGUUUUGUUCUCAUAACAUUUUUCAUGAAAAAAGUGAACUUAUUCUGUUAAUAGAAAUGGUAUACUGAUGAUAAAUGCUCACUUAUAACUAAGACUAUAUUUAUGUUAUAUGGCUAAAUUUUAUUAUGCAGUACUAAGAGUAUUGCAUCUAAUUCCAGGAGAAUUGUCUUAAAUUGAUCGAUUUAGUAUUAUGUACAUUUUUAGAUGUACAUGUAAAUACUGUGAUGAAAAUCAUGUGGUUUUAUUAGAAAUCUACUGUACUGUGUCUUCUAAGGCACAAGGAAAUAAUGUUCACAAAAAGUGUGCUGGCUGUUUUGUUUCUAUCAGCUGUUGCUAUGCUGGUAUAUUUUUAGUCCAGUGAAAUAAUUUCUAGAAACCUUGCUCUGAGGUCUUAAGGUCUGAUAAUAAAGCACUUGCAUGAGUAAGUAUACUAAGUCACAUUAUUUUGUUGAAAUUUAAUGCCCUACUAAGUGCAUGAUACACUGCAUAGAAUGUAUACUAGCAGAUACUGUCCAGUGAAGCAUAAAUUAGGAUUUAAUUUCAUGCGCAGAACAGUUCAAUUUUUAAAAGAGUUGAGGUGAAUUUUCGACAAGCAGCAAAACAAAUAAGCUAACACAAAAUUCUUAGUAACAGAAAUAAACAGAUCUGCUUCUUUUUAAAUUCUGAACUGAAAAAUAAAUUGUAGAAAAAUAAUGAAGUUUAAACUAAAGAUGGAGCAUGAUCUCUGUACAUAGCACAUGUGAAUAAAUGAAAAGCUAAUGAAAUAUUCUUUUUUUUAAAAAAAGAUGAUCUAUGAGAAAGUAGAAUUUUAAUGCCCAGGAUUAUUUUAAUUUUUCCAGCAUUGAACAUGUUUUGAAGUUUGUAACAUUGUCUGAAACUAUUUCAGAUUUUUUUACUAUUGAAUGUGCUGCACUGAUCAAUUUUUGUUGCAGCAUUUCCAUGCCCUCAUGAUGAAUUCAUGUCACUGCUUCCAUGAAUAUUGUUUACAGUGAGACUUGAUGUAGUCCUCUUAAAUGCUGUAGUAAACUGUGGUUCGAGCAACCUGUGGGAAACCUGUGAGAGGGAAUGGGGGGUGGGAGAGGGGAAGGGAGGUCAGGCUGAUAUCAGAUCCUAGACCAGUGUAAAGAAUGUGUAUCUGUAUAUAAAUAAUUUAUCAAAUAGUUUUCUCUCUGUGUCUCUGUGUAGUAGUGUUUUAAAAGCUGCUCAUUUCAUUUUGUCCAACCCCCCCCGAAAAGGGAGAUAUUAAUGAGCUUCUAGUGACAUUCAAUAUUGCUGUUAAUAGGCAUUAUUCCUUGCAAGUUCACUGCAUGUCCAAUGCUUGGUAAAAUUAGUAUUCCCUAUAAAGUGCAGAUUACAGGUAUUAAGCAAUCUAGUGAUAUACCUGCCCCCUGCCUUAGUAAGAGGAGCAGUGAAGGUGUAUAUAGUUGAUGUUCAGUAUUUCCAAGUACUACCAUUUUUAUAUAGUAAUUUCUUUGACCAUAAGUCAACAUAUCAAAAGAUUACCCUUGUUGUACCUGAGGGUUUUAAUAUUAGAAUUGGCAUAUGUACUUUAUUUUUGAAAAGGGAAGAGAUGGGUGUGGGGUGGUAAUAGCAUUGUACCAUUUUGUCAUAGAAUGUAAAAAAUUGGUUAACUGUACAAAUGUCUCUGCUAGUUUUGACUAAUAAUGGGGGGAAAUUUUAGGUAAUUUUUAAAUUCAAAAGUUAUUUAUAAAAUGCUAGAAUUUGUUUUAAUUUUUGUAUUUUGAGUCACUUCACAUGAAGACUCAGUUGCAAUUUUUAUCAGAUACAUUUUUAUCAACAAAGACUAUGGUGGUUUUCUCAGAGUUUGAAUAAGAAUGUUGUUACCAUGUUCUUUCUUUGUGGUACAAGAUUCUUUUCAGUGCAAAAGAGAUGCCUCUCAGUUGAGCAAACAAAAAUAAAAAAUUAAAAAAAAAAACCUCUAAAUGUAUAAUUACAUGGGAAAUAUUUGCAAGGAGAUGCUUUUAGUACUAACCAUUUCAUAGUACCAGUGAAAUUUGUAACGGAAUUGUCAGAUGGUCAGGAGGCAACUAUGCAGCGUCUGUUUCAUUAUUUUGUAGGUCGUGUGUGGAGCCAAUUUAACCCAGCUCUCAAGCUGUGUGUGAAGGUAACUAGUCCAUUAGGGAAUAGUUCCUAUUGUCUCAAUUGAAAUACUUUUAGGAAACAGGAACUUCAUUCUCAGCUCUGAACAUGAAUUCUUUGGAGUUUUUUCAUUGAUAUUUUUGUUGUUUUUAGGAGUUUAUUUGAAAUAUUAGGCAUAAAAGCAUCCUACUUAAGCUAUGGAUAUUUUUUAUUUUAUAUUUCUUUAUUUAUAACUGUGCCAAGUAUUAUUUUGCUACUUACUGUGUUACUCUGUGGAAAGAAAAACUUGUAAAGUGUUUAAUAAAUUAGUCCUCACAUAAAUUAAAUCUGUCAAAAUUUUGUAAAAUAUUAAUCAGAAUAAAUAUUGACUCUUAAAUUUGGUGUG